AUGCCUUCUGACUUCAUUCGCUGCCGUGCUCGGCAGAUCCAGCGGUACGCCUGUGCGAAGCCAGCACAGCCCUUCGCCGACCUCAUCACCAAGAAGCAUUUCCGUCGCGCUGCCAACCUCGAGAAAGACUUUGCUCUGAGUCUCUCUCCAGACGACGAGGCGCAUCUGAAGCCUUUUCUUCGUUGUUGUUCAUGGGUGCGCCUCAAAGUUCCUGCUGAGCCCAAAGACGAUAUCGUCGACAAAGCGGUGAUAGUCAUCGAGGACAGUGAAGAUGAAGAUGACAGCGAGAGCGGUAACACGGUCGAGAGUGAUGACGACCAAGUUCAGAAAGCCGAAAACGAGCCCGCGCUCUUCGCCGAGAGCGACAUCAACAAGUCCAACGAAGAGUCCGGGGUUGAACGGAACGCCGCUGCGAACCGCCUCACCCAGCUAGAAGAGAAGCUCGAUAGGAUCAUAAGCAGGGUAGACCCCCUGGGGACACAAGAUGUUACCCCCUGUUCAGCCCUCGGUGCAGGGUCAACCACAUUGGCCUCUUCGCCAUCGUCAGUCUACGCAUCCCCCACAUCACUACUAUCGAGAGAGACCAUCACAAGGGCAAUCGAAAUCUACUUCACACGAAUACAUCGCCAACCACUAUGGUUGUUUGACACCGAGUCCCCACCAACGCCAGACUCCAGCGUGGAGCUUAUCUGCGUCAUCCUGGCCUUGAGUGUGACCUAUGGUGACGCCGGAUUCUCCGACACCGGCUUGAGGAGUCCAAUAUUUUAUGGGAACACCGCCCGAAGACUGGUCAUGCUUAAGGUCGCUGAAGGGACUGUUGACUUGCAGAGUGUCCAAGCUUUGUGCCUGUUGGCCUUUUUCAAUCUCAUUUCUGGCGAUAUACCUCUGGCUGGCCUCAACACCACGCUAGCAAAGAAUAUUUUGCAGUACCUGAACCUCGGGCACCAAGGUCAGAAUAACUCUUCGACCACUGACGAGCACUCGAAACUAUUUUGGAGCAUCAACCUUUUAGAUGCAUGCUACGGGCUACCAGUUCUCGCCCCCUCUUCUUCUGCGGACGCGCAAUGCCCGAACUACUCGACUAUUCAAACAUGGAAAAAUUCUGUGACAUGUUCCCCUUUCCCUCAACAAUCUCGGCCUGAAGGAGUGCAGACUCUCCCACACAUUUGGUCCCAUUCUGCGAGAAUUAGUAGUCUAUGGGGAGCGGUCAGACUCUAUAUAUCGCGGUGCUUUGAAGACGCAAUUAGGGCUCCCUGGCAGCCGACCUCGGACUACUCCACACUAUGCUCAGAUCUUCUGGAAUUCGAGACGUCGUUUCCAGUCUCACUGAGUUAUAAUAUGGUAAACUUCCCGGAACGUUCUCCCCAAGAGGUCCAAGACAACCGAGCGGACUGGCUACCAUGGCUCAGGCUGCAGGUGACCUACCACGCCAUUCACUGCGUUCUGAAUCACCCGUUUCUGUACUCGCCCGAGUCCUCCAAGCAGAGACUUGGGUCCAACACGUUCUGGAGAGGAUCGUUUGAGAAGGCUCUCCGCCAUUGCACGUGGAUCUCCCGAUUGAUAAGGGUUGCUAACGAGAAGGGCCUCGAUCUGGCAGACCCGUUCUUUGCCCAGGCGGCGGCUAUCGCUGGGACAUUACACUUGUACUGGACGCGCAGCAAUGACGAUACCUUGAAGAACUCGGCUACAGGCAACUUGGAGAUCUGUCAGGGACUGAUUGUCCAGAUGGCAGCACAUUGGCCGCUUUGCGUGACGAUGUCACGCGCCUUGGAGCACUUCAUUGAUCUUGUUAGUGCAUCGAACGGGAAGGAAGCGGAAGCAACUCCGGUUGCAGCGAAAAAGUCAUUGAUGUGGAUGAUCAUGGAUAUCGCCGCUCCACAUUUCCCAGCCUACCCCGGUGACGCAUCAAACGACAAAGAUCUUUGUGAAACUGGGUUCAAUGAUGAUGAGUACAGGGCGACGAAUGAGUCUGAGAUACACUCCUCUCCAACUGAUAUGAGGGAGUCCACAGCACACUAUGCGUCACCUCCUGAAUGGCUACCGUCAAGAUCGGAUGGUCUCAGUACGGAGCACCGUACAAAAGAGUCUUUGCAGGAACAAAGACAUGUGGUCCCUUCCGGUUCUAUUGAGGAAAUGGGGUUUGAUAGGAACAGUCUAGAUCUAUUGUGGGGGCCUUGGGAGCAGAUGAUGCGUAUGAGCACGAACCCUAUUACCGACUUGGACUGGUGGGACAUGAGUAAUCUGUGA
Fusarium falciforme is the source of this 2247-nucleotide messenger RNA. RefSeq lists its product as hypothetical. The record is from RefSeq and is a predicted model, not a curated record. Bases 1 to 2247 code for a protein of 748 amino acids. The transcript is spliced from 8 exons. NCBI's taxonomy places the organism in Eukaryota, Fungi, Ascomycota, Sordariomycetes, Hypocreales, Nectriaceae. Gene Ontology annotation, cellular component: nucleus.